GUUCGAGGAGGAAAAUCAAAAUGGCGAUUCCAGGACCAGGAAUGUCUGCGGGUUCGCUGUCCUCUGUUACCCUGCAGCUGCUGCUGAACCUGACGAGCAUCUAUUUCGUCUUCUAUUUCCUCUUCACUCUCAGCCUAAUCAUCAAAAAGAGCUUGGAGCUGCCGUAUCCUUCUGAUGCGUUGACAAAUGAUGUUGGUCUACUGCUCCUCUUUGCUGCUCUGGAGUUUCUGCAUUUCUACUGGGGUGCGAGGGGCAAUCUGACGGAGAGUGACAGCUAUAUGUUUGGGAACCUCAUUAUGACAGUAGCAACCAUCUUAUUGGCGGUGUACUUCCUGGUGUGGCAGACCUACGUCAUGAGAGCAGACGUAAUAAUCAGCAGUGUGUUGAUCACUGUCUAUGGUGCAGAUGGAGUCCUGGCUUUAAGCACCCUGGCCAAAUUUAGGAGAGAGUAUUUGUGAAGAAGACUUCACCACCAUAUAUCCUGCAGCAAACUAGGAAGUUAAUAUUUCACAGAAAACAAAAUUUAUGAAAUUAAUGUGUUUUUUGGACAGUUUGAGUGUUUUUAUUGCAAUUUAUUUUUUUUAUUAAACUUUUGUUCUUUUUUAAUUAUUUCAUUCUUGCAGGCUAAGUAUGAAAACAUGUACUAAAUAUGACUUAAUGACUAGUUAGUUGUAAGUAUUUAUGUAGCUGGAAGUGGAACAAAAGUAAUAGAAAUGUUGGUUGUGUUCAAGUCAAACCCAGGGUUUCUGAUCAGUCAGGAAAAGUCAAAAAUCUGAUUGAAAUCAUUUCUGGGUCUGGAUAAAUGUUGAAACAGGAGGGAAUAUAGAACAUAUUUGCAUUUUCACAUUUCAUUCAUUAUCCCAAUGUCUAAAUCCAUCUUCUGUUCAUCCAUCCAUCUAAUCAUUCAUCUGCCUUUCUGUCCCUCUUUCCAGUCUCUUGGCUUGCGGGUUCAAUUUUUACACACUGAGAUUGUAGAAAUAUCUGCCAUAAAGUCACAGCAAUCUUUGAUUGUUAUGAAUAAAAACAAUCUGUAGAAACCCUGUAACUUGGAUUCCCUCCUUAGUUUUCAUGUGUUACCUACUUUGUCCAGCAGAGGUCAGAAUAGUUUUAAAAUGCAAUAAAAUGGAAGAUUUUUAGUA
Molecule: messenger RNA, 1139 nt
Organism: Poecilia reticulata (guppy)
Lineage: Eukaryota; Metazoa; Chordata; Actinopteri; Cyprinodontiformes; Poeciliidae
Product: transmembrane protein 80
Biological process (GO): non-motile cilium assembly
Cellular component (GO): ciliary transition zone
Source: RefSeq, a predicted model, not a curated record